Puccinia graminis f. sp. tritici CRL 75-36-700-3 is the source of this 1368-nucleotide messenger RNA. RefSeq lists its product as uncharacterized. The record is from RefSeq and is a predicted model, not a curated record. Gene Ontology annotation, biological process: lipid metabolic process. The transcript is spliced from 8 exons. NCBI's taxonomy places the organism in Eukaryota, Fungi, Basidiomycota, Pucciniomycetes, Pucciniales, Pucciniaceae. Bases 313 to 1368 code for a protein of 351 amino acids.
AGUUCAACAAAAUCGCGACCCAAACCGCCUUACAUUAAUCUAGACUAUUUCCCGUUUUUUUCGCUGUUUAUUUCCUUGAUUCGUCUCUUGAAUCAUGCCAUCCUAUCAACAUUGUCCAAUCCAUUAGCGCCCAUCACCGAUUUCACCAACUAUUUCUAUUCGCUCGUUUGCUACACCUGCAUCUAUCUCGUACUAUACAUUUUCCAGGGAUUUCUUGUGUUUUGUAAUCUAUUUGGCCUUGAAAAGUAUCUCAUCUUAAUUUCUGGAAAGUUUUUAGCCGGAUACGGUACAAUUACAUGGGGUGAUACUUCAAUGUUUGAACAUAAGGCCAACGUUAUAUCGGCUGCGCGCUCUGUUCUUUCGAGCCGGCUGGAUGAUGAUUCAUCUGGAACAAUUACCACGCCGAUCGAGUUAGAUUUUUGUGUUGAGGUGGCGAAGUCGAUCUUAUUGAUGAGCUCCAUCCUUUACGAACGGGACCAAGAAUUCGUUGAAAGGGCCUUCGAGGGGACAGAAGAAGCGCGACUGAAUUUACUGAGGAGCGAGGAGAAGUUGCUGAAGGCUGCAGCCGACUGGAAUUGUCAAUUUACUUCAAUUGCUCAUUCUCAGACGGCCAAAGGUCCAUUUGUUGGUGCAUUCUUCGACCUUGAGGCCCGGCCCAACCCAUUCAUGGUCAUCGUUUUCAAGGGUACCUCUUUUCACGAUAUAAACGAAUGGAUAGUCGACACAAGCUUCAAUUUUGAAGCCUGCGCUGAUCAACUAGGCGCCGGAUUGGCUCAUCAAGGCUUCUACUCCAGCUUGUUUCCAAGUGCAUCUGAUCGGGAAAUGCCUUCAACUUACUUGAGGACAAUUGAAACAAUAAGGAGCGUGGCCAAGCAUAUUCAUGAAGAGGCAGGCAUUCCUAUGAACUUGUUUGUUGGAGGACACUCAUUAGGAGCAGGGAUUGCCUCGUUGUUUUAUGCCAGACUACUAGAAUCGCCGGAAGAUUUAGGCCCACAUACGAUCCUACGAGAUGCAUAUUGUUUUGGAACUCCACGCGGAGGCGAUAGUUCAUUAGCCUCAAGAGUCGAAUAUAAUCUCGCUAAACCAAUCAACUUUAAAAGGUGCUUAUGGACAGUUGGUAAUCGAUCUGCGUCUACUAGAUUGGGCGAUAUCAUCCCUCAUCUUCCUCCUGGUCUGGCUGAUCAGAGGCGCUUCAGGACUGCGAUCGCAUCUGGGAGUUCAUUAUCAUAUGCGGCCAUUGGAACGCCGAUUGACCUUGAGGUAUAUAAUCAUCACACCCUUUUUGAUGUGUUUCUUAAUAACAGCAAUACACUAGCGAAGGAAGAAUUCCCUUCCAACUCAAUGGAGGGGCCUACGGCUGGAUACUGA